AUGAUGACCAUAACAAGAACAACAAGUACAACAACAAUAACAACAGAGAUUUCUCAAAUGGAGACAACUUCAGAAAUAGACCCUGGAUCUAAUAGUACAGAUAAUAAUACUUGUUCUUGUUCUUGUUCUUCACCUUUAUUAAUACCUGAUACUGCCAAAUCUAAUCAUAUUCAUAAACCAAUAGCUAGAAGAAACAUUCCAAUUGAAUUAAACGACGAUAAUAUUGAUUCAUUAAACUCCACAGAAAAAGAAAAUAAUAAUAUGACAAAAUGUAACUCCAAUACAAAAAUUGAAUCUUCUUCUUCUUCUUCUUCAUCUAAUUCAACUCCACUUAUACCCCCUGAUAUUCAUCGUGCAUGCAAAAGAUCUUCAUCUUCUUCAAAUGAUCUAAUAUAUGAAAGAGAUAGAUUUAGAGCCAGAUUGAAAAGUUUUAAUGAUACACAAUUGCAUAAUAAUAAAAAUGGACCACCACCGCCACCACCACCACCGCCUCCUCAAUCAAUAACAACAACAACAACAACAAGAGAAUCAUCAACUAACUCAACUAUCAAUGGUUUUAAAGAACUGUGUGAAAUAUGUGAUGCAAUAACUGUUACUGUGAAAACAACAAAAUUAAAUAUUGAUAAAAACCCACUUGAUAAUUCAACAAUGUUUUAUAAACUGUUACCUAAUUAUUAUCCUGAAAAGGAGGACGGGAAAGUGAUGAUUCCAGUAAAACAAUUAAAUUUAACUCAAUUAUUGGAAGUUUUUAAAUGGUAUUUCAAUUCUAAUUUACCCAAUACAAAAGUUAUGUUCCCCUGGCUUCAUGGAUUUCAUAAAUAUAAUUUUGCUCAACGAUCAUUUUUUUUACAUCAACAACAACAAUUACAACAGAAACUAAAUAGUAGUAAUACCAAUUUCCAAGAUUCUAUGAAUCAUAAUGAAUUGUUUAGUGAUUGUCAUUUAUCUCGACCAGAUAAUAUUCGAUUUUUAAUGUGUAUUAAUGAUGAAAGUUUACCAGUUAAUUUACAUAAUACUGUGAAAUUAACGGAAAUAUUAACUAAAAUUGAUGUGUCUAAAUCAGAAAUUAAAGAAAUUGUGAAAAAAAUAUGGUUAAAUGAUAAUGAUAAACAUGAAACAGAAAUUGAUAAUCAAUUUAUUGAUUUGUUGGUGAAUGAUUGUAUAAAAUUGAAUGUGUUACCUAUAUUUUUAAAUUUGGAUCCUGAACGAGGAGUUUCAUUAAGAAAUUUUCAAAUUCAAGUGGCAAAAUUAUCUAGUUGUUCAGAUUUUAUAAUUUAUGGUAUUGAUGAUAUGAAAAUUCAAUCAAUAACAAGAAUUAUUUGGUUGGCUCAAAGAUAUGAACGUCAACAACGAGAAAUUGAAAUUAAAGAAUUACGUACUGAUGAUGGUAACCUACAAACAUAUAGUAUAUUUGUUUUAAAAGAUGAUUUAACAACUUGCUAUGAAAAAUCUUCAUCUUCAUCUUCAUCUUCAUCUUCUUCCUCAACUAUUGAUACAAUGACAACAACAAUGGCAUUACAAUCAUUUGCUAAAUAUCUGAAAAUUGAUACUUCAGGGUUAUUUUAUAAACCAAAUGAUCAAUAUCUUUUAAAUGAUUAUAAUUUACCAUUAUAUGAAAAAAUUGAAACGGUGAAAAUGUCAUCUGCUACAAAAAUAUAUCAAAAUGUAUGGAUUGGUAAUUUUUGGGAUUAUCAAAACAUGUUGAAUUAUUUAUCACAAAAUAAGUCAGUGGAGACCACCAAAGAAAAUUUAAAGGAUUAUUAUUGUCAACCAUCAAAUUCAAUUACCACUACUACUACUACUACUACUACUACUACUACAUCUGAACUCGAUUCAUUAUCAUUACCUCAACCAAAAGCUAAUUGGAAAUUAUUUAUUCGAUGUCAUAGUGAAGCUUCAUUCCCAGAUUUACAAGAUUUAAAUCAUUUAUUAUUUAAAUAUACUAUAUCAUCACAUGAUCAAUCAGAUGAAAUUCAUCAUUUAGAAUUCCCCCCUCUGGGAUCAAUUGGAAUUGGUGAUUGUAAACAAGAAAAUUUACAACUGAUAAUUAAUACUUGUAAAUUAAUUUAUCUAUAUUCAUCAACCACAACUACCAAUCCUUCAUCAGGGUUAAAUUCAUUGAUUUAUUGUACUGAUGGAUAUACUGAACUGUCAUUAUUAUUAUUUUGUUAUUUAAUGUAUUCAUUAAAUAUUUCUUUGGAUGAAGCUAUAUUAAAAUUACAUUUAACUUAUGGUAGACCAUUUUAUAUUUUCCCUAGUGAUGUGAUUAUUUUAAGAAAAUUACAACCAUUAUUAAAGAAAUUUAGUCCCAACAAUAGUAGUACUAGUAGUACUGUUACUAGUAGUGGUGAUAAUUUGAUGAAACGACAAAUUGAUUGGGCAAAUUUAGAAAUUCUUUCAUCACAAGAAAUUAAUGAAUUAUUAUUAGGUUCACCAAAAGAAAUAUCUCAAAAUACAAGAUUAGGAUUUAUUUCCCCAAAUGAAGAUGAAGAGGAAGAUAUUAAUAGUGAUUCAAGUUCUGAAUUUGUUGAUGAUGAUAUUGAUUGGGUUAAUGAAGUUGAAGGAUCAAUUCCAUCGAAAAUAUUACCUCAUAUAUAUUUAGGCUCAUUAAAACAUGCCCUGUGUUUACCAAUUUUAAAUAAAUUAGGAAUUCAAAAAAUCAUAUCAGUGGGAGAAUCAUUACCUUGGUUAAAUGGAUAUAUUUUCCAACGUCAUAAUGAUAUAACUAUAAAACAAUCAUCUAAUGGAAAUAUUGAAACUUAUACCAUUACUCCCAAGAAGAAAAUUUCUCUGAAUCAUAUAACAACUGUUGAUACUGUUUUAAAAGUAAAUAAUUUAGAAGAUGAUGGAAUUGAUGAAUUAAAUCAACGACUUCCAGAAAUUUUAAAAUUUAUUAAUGAUCAAUAUGAAAUUAAUCAAGGUAAAGUGAAAAUUUUAAUUCAUUGUCGAGUUGGUGUUAGUAGAAGUGCUACUGUUGUAAUUGCUGAAAUUAUGAAUCGUCUUAAAAUUAACUUACCAAUGGCUUAUCUUUAUGUUCGAGUAAGACGAUUAAAUAUAAUUAUUCAACCAAAUUUACGAUUCAUGUAUGAAUUAUUUAAAUGGGAAGAACAAAAAAAAUUAACUACUACCACCAAGAAGGGGCAGGUUGGUUAUUUGAGAGAAAUUGAUUGGUUUAUUAUGUGUCGAGAAAUAACUAAAUUGAAUACUCCAUAUCUUUAA
This is a messenger RNA of Candida dubliniensis CD36, 3219 nucleotides long. RefSeq names its product tyrosine/serine/threonine protein phosphatase. Gene Ontology annotation, biological process: protein dephosphorylation; nuclear DNA replication. The record is from RefSeq and is a predicted model, not a curated record. The transcript has a single exon. NCBI's taxonomy places the organism in Eukaryota, Fungi, Ascomycota, Pichiomycetes, Serinales, Debaryomycetaceae. The coding region runs from base 1 to 3219 and encodes 1072 amino acids. Gene Ontology annotation, molecular function: protein tyrosine/serine/threonine phosphatase activity.